AUGCCUCAGCAAUUGGGGUCCAAGGACUCGUCGCUGUUCCGUCAAGUGGUCCGCCACUACGAGAACAAGCAGUACAAGAAGGGUAUCAAAACGGCCGAUCAGAUUCUCCGCAAGAAUCCCAACCAUGGCGAUACGCAAGCGAUGAAGGCUCUCAUUAUGAGCAACUUAGGACAACUCGAAGAAGCGUUCGUUUUGGCCAAGACGGCGCUUAAGAACGACAUGAAAUCCCAUGUGUGCUGGCACGUGUUUGGUCUUCUUUAUCGGGCAGAGAAAAACUAUGAGGAGGCCAUCAAAGCUUAUAAAUUCGCUCUGAGGCUGGAACCCGAGUCGCAGCCUAUUCAGCGCGAUCUCGCCCUUCUUCAGAUGCAAAUGCGGGAUUACCAAGGGUAUAUACAGAGCCGCAACACAAUGCUGCAAGCCCGGCCUUCGUUCAGACAAAAUUGGACAGCAUUAGCGAUUGCUCACCAUCUCGGCGGAAAUUUGACCGAGGCUGAGAAUGUACUCAACACCUACGAAGAGACCUUGAAGACACCUCCACCUAGAACCGACAUAGAGCAUUCCGAGGCUGUCUUGUAUAAAAACACAAUAAUCGCAGAGUCUGGGGAUCUUGAAAGAGCGCUUGAACAUCUCGACACUGCCGGAAAGCGCUGUUCGGAUGUCUUGGCUGUCAUGGAAAUGAGAGCUGACUACCUUCUUCGUCUCGAUCGCAAGUCGGAAGCGGAGACGGCAUAUGCGGCUCUUCUUGAUCGGAACCCCGAGAACUCACAUUACUAUGACGGUCUCAUCAAGGCAAAGGGCCUUGCGGAUACCGACCACCAAGCUCUGAAGGCCGUUUAUGAUGAGCUGGUGGAGAAAUUUCCUCGCGGUGAUGCGCCUAGGCGCAUUCCCCUAGACUUCCUGGAGGGCGAGGACUUCAAGAGAGCAGCGGAUAAUUAUCUUCAGCGGAUGUUGCGCAAAGGCGUGCCGUCCUUGUUCGCUAAUAUCAAAGUACUUUAUGACCGUCCAGCAAAGCGAGACACCGUUCAGGAACUUGUAGAGGGAUAUGCGGCUGGAAAGAUAGAACCACAAACAAAUGGAUCAUCCGAGUCACAAAAGCCAGAAGACAAGACUAGUUUUGACGCUUCGACCUUCUACUUCCUUGCUCAGCACUAUGAUUAUCAUCUCAGUCGUGAUCUACAAAAGGCUAUGGACUAUGUCGAGAAAGCGAUCAGUCUUGUCCCAAAGUCUGUUGACUAUUACAUGACGAAAGCAAGGAUAUACAAACAUUAUGGAGCUCUUCCCAAAGCAGCAGAGGUCAUGGAGGAAGCUAGGAAACUUGAUGAAAAAGAUCGUUACAUCAAUACCAAAGCUGCCAAGUACCGACUUCGUAACGACGAGAACGACAAAGGACUUGAAGAUAUGAGCAAGUUCACUAGAAAUGAGAAUGUCGGUGGUCCUCUAGGUGAUCUUCACGAGAUGCAGUGUGUAUGGUACUUGACAGAAGACGGAGAGUCAUACUUACGGCAGAAGAAACUUGGACUUGCAUUGAAGCGAUUCCAUGCAGUCUACAACAUCUUUGAUGUAUGGCAAGAGGACCAGUUCGACUUCCACAGCUUUUCGCUCCGCAAAGGCAUGAUUCGGGCCUACGUCGAUAUGGUUCGAUGGGAAGAUCACUUAAGAGAUCACCCCUUUUAUACGCGCAUGGCCUUGUCCGCGAUCAAGACAUAUGUGUUACUGUAUGACCAACCCGAUCUCGCUCAUGGUCCGAUAUUCGCGGACAUGAAUGGUGUGGACGAGGAAGAAAGGAAGAAGGCGAUCAAGAAAGCUAAAAAGGAGCAACAGCGGUUAGAGAAGGCCGAAGCAGAUAAACAGGAGCUCAAGAAGGCCAGUGCUGCCAACGCCAAGGGUGCUGAUGGUGAAGUGAAGAAGGAGGAUACUGAUCCUUUCGGCAACAAGCUGGCUCAGACGACCGAGCCCCUUAAGGACGCCCUGAAGUUCCUCACACCUUUGCUGGAAUUCAGCCCCGGUGAUAUUCGGGCUCAGACCGCUGGGUUUGAAGUAUACAUCAGAAGACAAAAAUAUGCUCUUGCAUUGAAAUGCCUGCUCGCUGCACAUGCCAUCGACUCUUCGGAUCCGACAUUACAUGUUCAGUUCGCACGCUUCCGCCUCGCACUCAACAAUCUGAAAGAGCCACUACCCGAAAAGAUCUCAGACGUUGUCCUCAAAGAAUUCGAGGCUAUUCUCCCUAAAUCCACAAACCUCAACGAAUGGAACGACACUUACUUGACAUCACAUAAGGAGAAUGUGGACCAUGUCCGCGCUGCACUUUCAGCUCGUUUGCUCAUUGCCCCUAACGAAAAGUCCGCCUGCGAGAAGGAGUUUGUUGCCACCAUCGACCUCGCUAGCGCGACUCUAGAAAAGGCAAUCUCCGGAUUGGAGACUCUGGACGAGUGGAAAGCCGACGCAGCUACCAAACAAGCAUACAAAGAAAAGGCCCACAACAAGUGGAAAGAAGCCUCGGCAUUUGUUUCGAAGUAA
Messenger RNA from Talaromyces amestolkiae, 2517 nucleotides. RefSeq lists its product as uncharacterized. NCBI's taxonomy places the organism in Eukaryota, Fungi, Ascomycota, Eurotiomycetes, Eurotiales, Trichocomaceae. Gene Ontology annotation, cellular component: NatA complex; cytoplasm. The record is from RefSeq and is a predicted model, not a curated record. Gene Ontology annotation, molecular function: protein binding; protein-N-terminal amino-acid acetyltransferase activity. Bases 1 to 2517 code for a protein of 838 amino acids. Gene Ontology annotation, biological process: N-terminal peptidyl-methionine acetylation. The transcript has 3 exons.